AUGGUGGGGGAAGAGCUGGGAGAAGGACAAGAAAAUCAGGAAGGAGAUCAGGAAGGCCAUCAAGGAAAUCAAGAGGAGGAAGAAGAAGACGAUAAUAACCAAAUCCCCGUUCCACCACAUGAUUUUGACUUUAAUGGGGGAAAUGAAGCAGAAGAAGAUGAUGAUAUGGAAUUUGCUUUUGACAUGCCUCCGGGUAUUAAUCAUCCUCCUGGAUUUGAUCAAGAACAAGAACAACAAGAACAACAAACUACGGGUACAACAACGCCAGGAUUGACACCAUUAGAAGGAAGUGCAAGGGGAAGUACAACAAGUUCUACAAUGGAAGGUUCCUCCAUUGAAUAA
Molecule: messenger RNA, 342 nt
Organism: Meloidogyne enterolobii
Lineage: Eukaryota; Metazoa; Nematoda; Chromadorea; Rhabditida; Meloidogynidae
Source: the annotation of a GenBank genome assembly